Messenger RNA from Neolamprologus brichardi, 2231 nucleotides. It is a transcript of the gene cyth4b, whose product is annotated as cytohesin 4b. Gene Ontology annotation, biological process: regulation of ARF protein signal transduction. NCBI's taxonomy places the organism in Eukaryota, Metazoa, Chordata, Actinopteri, Cichliformes, Cichlidae. The record is from RefSeq and is a predicted model, not a curated record. Gene Ontology annotation, molecular function: guanyl-nucleotide exchange factor activity.
GUGCCAAGGCAGCCUGCGUACCUUGAUACAUCGACUUUGUUUAGCUGAUUUUGUACUGAUUUUUUCCCCUCUAUCCUUGGAUAUAAAUGACUGAUUGCCAAAUGGUUUCCUCAGAUUUUACACCAGAAGAGAAGAUGGAGAUCAAAACCAUCAAGACAUAUAAAAAAGACCUUCUGGAUGAUAUCCAGAAGUUAAAAAUGGAGAUAGACAAUGUGAUGGCAGAAAUACUCAGUUUUGAGUCUGCAGAAGAAAACAAAGCAAUAGAGAAAAACAAACAAUUUGCAAACGGGAAGAAGAAAUUCAACAUGGACCCUAAAAAGGGAAUCAAUUACUUGUUGGAGAUUAAGCUGCUGGAUGGAAGUGCUCGAUCCAUCGCCGAGUUUCUCUACAAGGAAGAAGGACUCAACAAGACAGCCAUUGGAGAAUUCCUUGGAGAAAGGGAAGAACUCCACCUUCAGACCCUGAAGGCUUUUGUGGAGCUGCACGAGUUCUCCGACCUCAACCUGGUCCAGGCUCUCAGACAGUUUCUGUGGAGUUUCCGUCUGCCUGGUGAAGCUCAGAAGAUUGACCGUAUGAUGGAGGCCUUCGCCACCCGCUACUGCGACUGCAACCCCGAUGUCUUCCAGUCGACUGACACGUGCUACAUCCUGUCUUUUGCCAUCAUCAUGUUGAACACGAGCCUUCAUAACCCCAACGUGAAGGACAAAACCACUCUGGAGCGUUUCAUCUCCAUGAACAGAGGCAUCAACAAUGGAGAGGACCUACCCAAUGAUCUGCUGUCGAAACUGUACGAGAGCAUACGCAACGAGCCCUUCAAAAUCCCCGAGGACGAUGGGAAUGAUCUGACUCACACCUUCUUCAACCCCGACAGAGAAGGAUGGCUCCUCAAACUUGGAGGUCGGGUUAAGACGUGGAAGAGGCGAUGGUUCAUUCUGACAGACAACUGCCUGUACUACUUCGAGUACACCACUGAUAAAGAGCCCCGAGGCAUCAUCCCCCUGGAGAAUCUCUGUGUUAGAGAAGUGCAUUACCCUCGUAAACCGUACUGUCUGGAGCUGUACAACCCCAACAGUCGAGGGCAGAAGAUCAAAGCAUGCAAGACAGAGACGGAUGGCAGGGUGGUGGAGGGGAAACACCAGUCCUACACAAUCUGUGCCUCCAGCGCAGAAGAGAGAGAUUCCUGGAUUGAGGCCAUCAGGGCAAGUAUCACCAAGGAUCCGUUCUACGACUUGGUCUCAGUCCGUAAGAAAAAGGUGAUACACCAAACUUCCCAGGACUCAGGAGAGCAGGAUCCGACCUCGUGAAUGUUCAGCUCACUCCACCGUGCACUGUGGAUUGUAAUUUCUUUUGAAAAUCAUUUUAACCACCCUGCAACAAAAGGGCAAUGGAGGCUUCAGAAACACACUGACGGUGGUGGUUUAGACUAAAAAAGAGACUUCCCUUUCCACUUCUCCUUUCAUAGACUGAGAAACACAGUGUCAGGGGUGAAAAAAUGACUCAUUUGUGUUGUUCAUGGCAUCAGCACGGCGGGCAAAGGAGCGCUUGGCAACAAAUUCUCUGGGCCCACACGAGGAGAUAUGUCGGUUUAGGUUAACACAUUUGACAGUGUGUGUUUACUGCACUUGUUUUCCUCUCUGCAGUGAGAAGAUGAUUCUUUUGGUUUUAUUUACACCUAACCAAGUAUCUCAGCUAAGGAAGAAAAAUUAAACAUGUGAUGUCUCAGCAGUUCCUUGAAUGCUAUUAAAAGGCGCAUGUAGGGCACAGCGUCUUACUCAACUCAGUUCUCAUAGUGCUCAGAAGCGGACAUUUAUAGAGUGAUUUUAUUUCUGUCUGGUGGACAGCUUUAAGUUUUACUGCAAAUCCAUUGGUUGUGUUAUCUCAGUGACCCGUUGAAGUGUGUAGUUUGUACAGAAUCAUUUUCACGUAUGUAAAUAUGUUUUUCAGUUGUUUGGAUCUUAUACAGUCACAUCAAAUGUAUGUUAAUAUGUUUUUGUCAUGUAAAUUGAAAGGACAGUGCAAUAGGAACAUGCAUAUUAUAUCCGCUUUGUAACAAAUUUACUGUGUAAAUAGAAAUCAUUUAACCAUUCAUUGUGUUUUGAGUCAGUCUGUAUACUGCAUAUGUUUGAUCACUGUGAGGACUGUAUUUUUUAUGCUCUCACAAAAUGAUUAUUUAAUCAAAAAAAAGUGUUUAUCGGUGCGUUUGUAUUAAAAAGGAGGAUUUUGUUUUCAUA